This is a messenger RNA of Myripristis murdjan (pinecone soldierfish), 2668 nucleotides long. Its product is annotated as protocadherin alpha-3-like. Gene Ontology annotation, biological process: homophilic cell-cell adhesion. The record is from RefSeq and is a predicted model, not a curated record. Gene Ontology annotation, cellular component: plasma membrane. The transcript has a single exon. The coding region runs from base 257 to 2668 and encodes 803 amino acids. Lineage: Eukaryota; Metazoa; Chordata; Actinopteri; Holocentriformes; Holocentridae. Gene Ontology annotation, molecular function: calcium ion binding.
CCAUAAUGGCUGUUUUCGUAGUGAAUGUAGUUAUUUUAAAUGACCACAAAGGGACAUUGUAGACCGUGACAUUUGCACGUUCAUUUUGGAGGUUGGAGGCUCCUCCCAGAUUGAGAGCAUGAUGUUUCUUCAGGCUUUGUUACAAAGAGGCGCUGGGCGAGACACGGCGAUGCAAAAUACUGAGAACUUGGUUUCAUGUAUGUCGCUGCUAAUGGGAUUUUGACUGAAUUGAUGCUUUUUCAAAUUGGAUACAAUUAUGUUGUUCUCAAGCAGAAGGAGCCCUUUUUGGAUAUAUGUACUAGUGGUGAUGCUGGAUUUUUACUGGGACGCUGUGUGUGGGCAGCUCUCUUACUCCGUCGCAGAGGAGGUAAACCCGGGGACCAUUGUUGGAAAUAUCGCCAAGGACCUGAACCUAAAUGUCAAAGAACUGGAGUCUCGUAUGUUUCAGAUUGUUACUGGAACAAAUAGGAAAUAUUUUGAUGUCAACCUGAAAACUGGUGUACUGUAUGUGAAUGAAAACAUUGACCGCGAGGAGAUCUGUGCAAAGACCGCAAAAUGUACAAUAAAUGUAGAGGCCGUAAUCAAUGACCCUUUGAAGCUCUAUCGUUUAGAGGUAAACGUUGUAGAUAUAAACGACAAUGCACCUUUUUUCUCUGAAAAUUUACAGUCUCUUGACAUUGCUGAAAGCACGUUACCAGGAGUGAAAUUUGGACUGAUAGAAGCGUCAGACCUGGAUGUUGGAAAAAACGGUGUAAAUACUUACAAGCUAAGCACUAAUAAUUAUUUUUCUUUAGAAACACACAAAGCUGGAGAGAGCGUAUCUGCCGAGUUAGUGUUGCAGAAAGCUUUAGACCGCGAGAAACAAAGCACUAUAAAGCUCAUAUUGACUGCAGUAGACGGAGGAAAUCCUCCCAAGUCAGGCACAUCACAAAUUAUGAUUAAAAUUUUGGACAUUAACGACAACCCUCCAGUUUUUAGUAGUUCCUUGUAUAAAACACAAAUUUCAGAAAACCUGAAAACCGGAACAACAGUGUUACUUCUGAAUGCGACAGACGCAGAUGAGGGUUUAAAUAGUGAAAUAGAAUACACUUUAAGACGUAAAGGUCAGGACCACAUAUUAGAUGUAUUUGAUAUUGAUCCUAAAACCGGUGCCAUUUUGGUCAAAGGUAAGAUCGACUAUGAAGAACAUCCUGCAUUUGAGAUUCAUGCUCAGGCUAGCGACAUAGGCCAGCCUCCCAUGUCGGCUCAUUGUAAAGUGCUGGUGGAAGUGCUGGACAUAAAUGACAAUGCUCCUGAGAUCACUGUGACGUCACUACUUAACACAGUAAAGGAGGACUCGAAAGUAGGUACUGCCGUUGCACUUGUCUCUGUGUUGGAUAAAGACGGUGGGAAAAACGGUGUAGUACAAGCUGUCAUUGCAAAUGCUUCCCCCUUUAAAUUGGAAACAAAUUACAAAAACUAUUACUCAUUGGUGGUUAACGGGCCCCUUGACAGAGAAAGUAGAGCCCAGUAUAAUAUCACUAUCGAAGCAACUGAUGAAGGGACCCCACCUCUAUCCAGCAACAGCGUUAUUACUGUUGGUGUUUCUGAUGUCAAUGACAAUGCGCCUCGCUUUUCAGAGCCUGUGAUUAGUGUUUACGUGAAAGAGAACAGUCCAGUUGGAGCAACUAUCAAAACUGUGUCUGCAGUCGAUGCUGACAUCGAUCAGAACGGUCAGGUGAGCUAUUCAAUUUUAAAGAUUAACGAUAACUCAGUGCCUCUUUCUGCAAUGGUAAAUAUAAACUCAGAGACGGGAGAAAUAGUCAGCUUGCAGUCUUUCAACUAUGAGGAGUUAAAGACGUUCCAGUUUAAAGUUCAGGCCACAGACUCUGGUGUUCCUCCGCUCAGCAGCAACGUGACAGUCAACGUUUUCAUCCUGGAUGAGAAUGACAACAGUCCCGGGAUCCUCGCGCCCUAUUCUGAGCACGGCUCCGUUAACAGUGAGAACAUCCCGUAUUCUGCUGAAGCGGGCUACUUUGUGGCCAAGAUCAGGGCUGUGGACGCCGACUCUGGCUACAAUGCGCUGCUUUCUUAUCACAUCUCUGAGCCCAAGGGAGGAAACCUGUUCCGAAUCGGAACCAGCACCGGGGAAAUCAGGACUAAGAGGCGAAUGAGUAACAGUGACCUGAAAACUCACCCGCUGGUGGUGCUGGUUUGUGAUAACGGAGAGCCAUCCCUGUCAGCUACUGUGUCUAUUGAUGUGGUGGUGGUUGAGAGCACAGCUGACAUCCAGACUCAGUUCAGACAUGUACCGAUGAAAGAGGAAAGCUUCUCCGAUUUAAACCUGUAUUUGCUGAUCGCCAUUGUGUCGGUGUCAGUGAUCUUUCUGCUGAGCCUCAUCAGUUUAAUAGCUGUGAAAUGCCACAGGACAGACGGCAGUUUCGGCAGGUACGGCGCCCCAAUGAUCACCACCCACCCUGACGGGAGCUGGUCUUACUCUAAAUCGACUCAGCAGUAUGACGUGUGUUUCAGCUCAGACACACUGAAGAGUGACGUGGUAGUUUUCCCCGCGCCGUUUCCGCCUGUAGAUGCGGAGCUUAUCAGUAUUAAUGGAGGAGACACUUUUAACAGGACUCAGACUUUACCCAAUAAAGAUAAGGUAAGAACACGAAGAUUCAAUUUUCCAUAG